Colletotrichum tamarilloi is the source of this 663-nucleotide messenger RNA. RefSeq names its product cutinase. Gene Ontology annotation, molecular function: hydrolase activity. Bases 1 to 663 code for a protein of 220 amino acids. Lineage: Eukaryota; Fungi; Ascomycota; Sordariomycetes; Glomerellales; Glomerellaceae. The record is from RefSeq and is a predicted model, not a curated record. The transcript has 3 exons.
AUGGUCUAUUCGCCCGUCGUCGCUUUAGGUUUUCUGGGCGCUCUGCAGGGCAGGAGCGAGGUCUAUUCUCGACAGACAAACGCGACGGGCUGUGCGACGGGCGUGCACAUGAUUGUGGCCCGGGCCAGCACCGAGCAGCCGGGCACGGGAGUCAUUGGUGCCAUCGCGAAUGGCAUCCAGUCGCAGAUUCCGGGAUCCGAUAUUGUCCCGGUCGACUAUCCUGCGCUACUCAACCCCUACCAGCCGUCGCAAAAGGCUGGCGUCACGGCGAUGACGAAGCUGGUCCAGGACUACGCCAAGGCGUGCCCCCAGACGAAAAUGGUUCUCAUGGGAUACUCGCAAUACGUUCCGGGUGAUAUCGAUGGAUCUUUACCAGGCACUGACAUGAACUUAAUUGCCGCCGUCGUCCUCAUGGGCGACCCAAGCCACGUGACCGGGCAGCCCUUCGAUCAGGGAACGAGCCAGAAGAACGGCAUCUUUCCAAGAACCAAGACUGCCGGGUGCGACGCCGUCUCGAGCAAAAUGGCCUCCUUCUGCAACAGCGGCGACCCGUUCUGCGACAGCGGGGCCAACAUCCAGGUUCACCUCAGUUACGUCCAGUCGGAUGGGGACGCAGCCACAAAGUUCAUCAUGUCCAAGGUCGGCGGCGGCGCUGCGGCAUGA